Molecule: messenger RNA, 3000 nt
Organism: Effrenium voratum
Lineage: Eukaryota; Dinophyceae; Suessiales; Symbiodiniaceae
Source: the annotation of a GenBank genome assembly
AUGUUGAGGGCGCUUCUUCGCUGGGCGAGGACGGCUCACCUCCUGGACAAGGAGACCCCCAGUUCCAGCUUCUGGCAACGCCACCGCUGCGAGCUGAUUGCAGCAGCAGCCGUCAUUCUUUUGGGCGCGGCUUUCAUGGUGCACAGGAGCUCCGGGAGGUCCACCUACCUCGUGCAAGAGAAGCCGCAGUCAGACCGCCGCACAUACCAGUACUCCGUGCUUCCGAACGGGCUGCCGCUCCUGAACAUCCAGGAUGCAGAGAGCCACAAGAUGGCAAUGGCCAUGGCAGUCCGAGCCGGCAGCUACGAUGAUCCCCACGAGCUACCAGGCCUCGCUCACUUCUGCGAGCACAUGCUUUUUCUGGGCACCACCAAGUACCCAGAGCCCAGCGGCUUUGACAACUUCUUGACGAAGUACGGAGGGGCCUCCAAUGCAUAUACGGCUUCGGAGGUCACCGUCUACUUCGCAUCUGCUGGUGCUGAUGCAGCGCCAGAGGGCUUGGAUCGCUUUGCCGACUUCUUUCGAGCACCGCUCUUCAAGAAGGAGAGGGCUGUCUUGUCGUCGGAUGCUGGGUUUGAGCGCGCUCUUGCGGUGCGCCGCUGCAUCUCCGACAUUGAGGUUGCUGACUUUGUUGCCCUUGACCUGGAGUUUUCUGGGCUCUUCCUGGAAACGAAGCGGGAUGGGGCAAUGAAAUCGGACGCCUACUUCACCAAGUGUGCUGAGAGUGUUCCCAAGUUCAUGGCUUUGCAGCUGGGGCUGUGUUGCGCACGCCUGCAGAAGGAGAAGGACCAGACUUGGGAAUUUCGUACGCACCAGUUUGAUCUUUGGCCACAAGCUCAGCGAAUAUUCUCAGUUGACCUUCAGUCGUUGAAGUUCCUGCGUUCGCAUGGGUUUGACUUCAAUGAGUUUCUGGAAAAAGCGCAUCCCUACAAGAGGCUGAAGCCCGACGGCAAAUUGGAGCAAGAUACCCCGAAUGCAAAUGCGGUGCUGCAUGCGCUGCGCACAGCCAAGCCGCCGCUGGUGGUCCACAACGGCCUGUUGGACGUCCUUCAUCUGUACGACAAGUUCAUAGCAGAUUUGCCUGGUGACUUUAGCGAAUUCGGGCAAGCUUGGCUGGAGCAGUUCCCGCUGCUGUUUGACACAAGAUUUCUUGCACAAGAGGGCCGCCUCCAAGUGCUGAAGCACACUGGCGGCUUGAGUUUGGAUGUCCUGCACAAGCACAUGCGUGGGCAAACGGAUUACUUGAAGCUGCAGCGAUUCAGUGAGAACCCAGAAGGGUCCAUGCACUCCGCGGGCUUCGACGCCACGGUCACAGCCGAAUUGUUCGUCAUGGAGGUCGACAAGUGGAUUCGCUUUGAUGAGCGGAAAGGAAGUGAACCGAACACCCAGAAGACUUCCUGCGAAGCAAACGAUGAGAAAGCCGGAAAGACCAACGAGGAUGAUGGUGAGGAGUUCAUUCUUGUUGGGAGUGGACGCAAGCGAAAGAGAAAACCAAAAAGCACCGGCUUUAUUUGUCCCAGUUUCCUGGAAAGCCACAAGGCCUUGCGCAGGUUCCACAACAAGAUUGCCCUGGUGAACACGGUCCCAGGGUUCUUCGUCCUAGGAGGCCCCAAGGAAAUGCCGGAAGAGGCAGAGGAGUUUGUCAAAAAGGAAGUCCAAGCCAUCAACAGCGAGCAUGAGAAGAACGUACAGAGCAACCUACGGCGGAUCUUCGAACUUCUCGAGUCGCAGGCCAACCCGGAUUCGGUUGUGGGCAGGUUCGCCACUGGCAACAUGGAGACCCUGUAUAGCGCUCCCACGCGGAAUGGUACUUCGCCAGUGGAUGCGCUCAAGGGCUACUUCAAGCAGCACUACUGCCCAGAGCAGAUGCGCCUAGUGACGUUUGGCCCACAGCCAUUAGCAGAGCAGAUGAAGCUCGUCACGAAGGCCGGCUUUGGAGAGUUGGAUCCAGGGGCUGCUUCAUGCGCUCAAGACAAGCGGAGAUUUCCCGAGCCGCAGCCAUUCCCUCGCUCCUUCAUGGGCAAGCACUUGCUGGUGGAAGGCACGGAGGCCACAGGCGCGCUGUGGCUGCACUUCCAGCUGCCAAGCCUGAGCAGGGAGCAUGCGGCCCAGCCGCUGACCUACCUGAAUUAUGUCAUCGAUUAUGGAGGUGAGAAUUCCCUGAAGAGGGUCUUGAGCGAUUCCCUGGGACUUGUCUCCAAUGUGCAGCUGGAGGAGCAGACAGACUCGACUGGCACGAUGUUUAUGGUGGUUUUCUCCACUACCGAGCUUGGCUUCAACCACUCCCAGGCAAUCUUGGAUGUCUUCUUCAGUUAUUUGGCUGGACUAUCAGCGGGGGCCGAUAUGAAUUUGUACAAGAGUAUUCAGGACAUGGUGAAAUUGCAGUGGGAUUGGAAGCAACAAGAUGAUGCCUUCGGGACUGUGUCGAACCUGGCAGAGGUCAUGACUCGCCUGCCCCAUGAGAAGCUUUUGUCAGGCGAUAGCUUGAUCGAGAAGCCGGAUGCGCAGCUGAUGUCCUCCUUAAUUCAGCUUGUUGAGCCAGGCAACAUGAAUAUCGCUGCGGUGGCUCCUUCUGCACUUGGGGAAGAGCCGCUGAAAGCCACCAAGAAACCCAUCAGGACCUUGCAGUAUUAUGGAGCCAAGUACGUGGAACAGACCAUGGACGAGGACAGUGGGACGUUUCUUGGCAUGGCCAAAUGCACAGGAGCGGUGGCCGGAACUGCCUUCAUCGCCGGCGCAGGAACCCAGACGAAGUCAAGGGCAUUGCGCGCCACCGCGGUCCAGCCUCACCAGGCUCCAGCGCAGUCUGCCUCUGCAGCCACUACAUCCGCGUAUGCGGCAGCUUCCGUGGUGGCAGCCAGCGCGGGCGUUCUCUUGGCUGGACGCAAGGGCAUCAGCCUGGGCAAGACCACAAUCACGGCUUUGAACGUCGGCGCAGGAGCUGGGAGUGCAGGCUCCAGUCGGAUUUUGGGAUCCUUUGGGCUUGGCAAAGGACGGUGA